Messenger RNA from Carcharodon carcharias (great white shark), 1293 nucleotides. Its product is annotated as aristaless-related homeobox protein-like. Lineage: Eukaryota; Metazoa; Chordata; Chondrichthyes; Lamniformes; Lamnidae. The transcript has 5 exons. Gene Ontology annotation, biological process: regulation of transcription by RNA polymerase II. Gene Ontology annotation, molecular function: RNA polymerase II transcription regulatory region sequence-specific DNA binding; DNA-binding transcription factor activity, RNA polymerase II-specific. The coding region runs from base 1 to 1293 and encodes 430 amino acids. The record is from RefSeq and is a predicted model, not a curated record.
AUGAAAACUCAGUGUGAACGCCCGCCGCCGCCGCCGCCGCCGCCCAACCCUGAGCGCCUGGACUCUGCCUGCGGCAAGAAAUCACAGCCUUUCCCUCUGCUCUCCUCCUAUCUCAUAGACAGCAUCUUGGGACGCACCAGCCCGCCCAUUAAACGCGGAGAUGCCCCGUCUUCGGCUUCGAGAAUUGGGGGGAAGCCGGAAGGUGAAAUGGCACCGGGGGGUCGAAUGGAGAUUGGAAGCAAAUCAUUUCAAAAGGAAGAAAUAGUGGAAAUUGGAGGGUGGCAUCAGCUCUCUCCAGCUCAAACUCCCCCCAAACGGGAAGAGGCCGACCGAGGCGAGUGUGGAAACUGGUUUCGUGAACUUCCUUCGGACGAAGACAAUCCGAGCCCCGGCUUGCUGAGUGUGCAAGGCAAGAGACGGGACGAAUUGAAGCCUUCGCAAAAGAGCAGAGGAGGGAUGGCAUCGUCCCCGGUGCCGGCAGAAGGAGGUGUAAAACAUUGUGUGGAGAGAGAGAAAUCAACGGACAUCCAAGUUCCGGGAGGGAGAGGAAGGGAGGAGAGAACCAGUGAGAUUGUGGAUCAGGAAGACGGCGCCGGGGUUCAGUAUUUUUCCUGUGUCGGUGACCAGGAGCAUGGGUCCUUCAAACGGAAACAGCGUCGCUACAGAACCACUUUCACCAACUUUCAACUGGAGGAGUUGGAGAGAGCAUUUAGGAAAACUCAUUAUCCCGAUGUCUUCACAAGGGAAGAUCUGGCAAUGCGGUUGGACUUAACCGAAGCAAGGGUACAGGUUUGGUUUCAAAACCGUAGAGCUAAGUGGAGAAAACGGGAAAAGGCUGGAAACCUGAGUCAUCCUCACGGUUUGUCCCUGGCCAGUCCACUGGGACUUUAUUUGGAUGUUCCGCUGGGCCAUUCCUCAGGUGUGGAACCGACCUGGAGGUCAGCCUCUCUCCCUACACUUGCUGCUCCAACAGCUGCCAACGCCUAUAACUCUGCAGCCCAAUUAGGCAUCAGCACCUUCAUCGGGACUACUUUCUUCAGGCACCCAUUGCUCAAUCCACACUUUGGAAGGUUUUUCACGGCUAUGAACCCAUUAAUGACAGCCUCGCUGGUGGUGAAGCCUUCAGUCCCCACACUGGACCCUGCUGUCUUCACUCACCCGCAGUCGGCUGCCCUGGACAGAAAAACCUCCAGCAUUGCCAGCCUGAGACUAAAAGCGAAAGAACACACAGACCAGAACCCCCCGAUCUCUCUGCUCCCGAACCUCGCCAGCGCAGGUAAAGAGGUCUGCUGA